This is a messenger RNA of Scedosporium apiospermum, 1104 nucleotides long. RefSeq lists its product as uncharacterized. Lineage: Eukaryota; Fungi; Ascomycota; Sordariomycetes; Microascales; Microascaceae. The transcript has 4 exons. The coding region runs from base 1 to 1104 and encodes 367 amino acids. The record is from RefSeq and is a predicted model, not a curated record.
AUGUCUGACGACGAGGCCGAUCCCGAACUCCUGGAACUUCUCCGCCAGCAUAUCCAGGGGAAAUUAAAAGUUGAUGAUGAACCGGAUACCGGCGUUCUGGAGGGUGCCGAAUAUGUCUAUGACAACUCAAUUGAUGUUGCCAUCGAUAUGAGAGCGAGCAAGGCAGCGGCCGUCACCAUUUACAACUUGAUGAAGCAAAAGGGGUACUCAACGUCGACAUGGUCAGAGCAUGAACUUCAUCCAAAAACCAAGGAUGAAAGUACCCUAGCUUUCAUAUUUACUAUGGAUCUCCUAAAUUUCUCGUUCUGGUCUGAGCUACCUGCAGAGGAGAGGUUCGCAGUUGAGUAUCGCGGCCAGACUUGGACAGGAUAUUGGAGUCUUGUCGCUUCAUUGCAGAGGGCUCUUGAAGAAGGGAUUCCCAUCACGAGCUCGGACUUUUGGCAAAGUGAAGAUGAGUGCACUCUCGAGGUUCUGAAGCACGUCUUUAGAUCGACCACCGAAGAAGAGAUGCCGAUGAUUGAGGAACGCCUUGCUUGUCUGCGUGAGGCCGGAAAGGUGCUCUAUGAGAAUUACGGAUGCAGCUUGGAAGAGCUCAUCUGGUCCGCCAACGGCUCUGCUGCUGCCCUCGUGAACAUCCUCGCCCGUGACUUCUCUUCCUUCCGUGACGAGUUCACUUUCGAGGGGCGACGGCGUCCGGUCCGCUUUCUCAAGCGCGCCCAAAUCUUCGUUGCCGAUGUGUGGGCUUGCUUCGACGGCCAGGAUUACGGCGACUUUUAUGACAUUGACAAGAUCACAAUGUUUGCCGAUUAUCGAGUGCCGCAGAUCCUAAACGCCAUGGGUUGCUUAUACUACAGUCCCUCUCUUGUCUCGUCCAUCAAGCAGGGCAAGCUGAUUGGCUCUGGAACUUAUUGGGAGCUGCAAAUUCGGGGAUGCAGUAUAUGGUGUGUUGAGCUGAUUAGGAGAGAAAUAUUGAGGAACCAUCCCGACGCCCAGGUCAAUGCAAUUCUGAUCGACUUUUUCUUAUAUGAUACCAUCAAAGAGCGGGAAGAGAAGGGAGAAGAGGGGCUUUUGACACAUCACAGGACUAGAAGCAUCUGGUAUUAG